Messenger RNA from Ceraceosorus guamensis, 641 nucleotides. RefSeq lists its product as hypothetical. NCBI's taxonomy places the organism in Eukaryota, Fungi, Basidiomycota, Exobasidiomycetes, Ceraceosorales, Ceraceosoraceae. Bases 64 to 480 code for a protein of 138 amino acids. The record is from RefSeq and is a predicted model, not a curated record. The transcript has a single exon.
UCAGCAGCAUCAACAUCUGCGUGCGCGCCAGCAGCCGCUUCAGCAGGCCUAGUGCGCUGCCCCAUGCACGCGCCUGACGAGGUACGAGUACUCUUUCUUGACUGGUACAGGCCGCGAGCGUCUGUCUGCAUGCUGCUAAUAGCUCACGGGUGUGAGUGCUGCUGCUGCUGCUGUUGGUGCGGCGGCGGAUUACCUUCAGUCACAUCAGUGAUCAACUACACCGUCCUCGUAGCGCGAGGGUCGAUGAUCAUUCUGACCGUGACGGAUUCACGUAUCAAGACGGGCCACACAUCCAUCCACCGCCCAACCACUCGAACACAACACAAUACGCAGCGAAGCAUCUGCUUCGACUCGUUCUGUGGCUGCCAAGUCUCGGUCUCGCAGUCGGGAGCUCUCACUAGUCGCUGUUAUUGUUGCAUCCUCUCGAUCUUUGGGCAUCCUUCUCCCUUGCCCACUACUCCUUCUCGCUCAUCACUCUGAUUCGAGCAGAAUACCCAUUCACCGCCCUUCGAGCUUCGACAUUCGACGCAGGGGCUUCUUGCCAUCUCCUCCAUCACGACCUGCUCCGCCACUUAAACACAACUCUCGACUUGCACUACAAGUCAGUCGUCGCUAGGGACAUCAAGUACAACGGGGUCUAC